CCUCUCUGUCUCCCCCCUUCCCCCCUCGCCCCUCCGGUGGGCGGGUCUCUUUUCUCUCUCGGAUGUAUCUCGGAUGAUUCAGCGGACUGAUCUGCGCUCAGACAUGGAGGUUAAUGAGUCUCAGCAGGAUCGAGUGCAGCUCCUCUCUGAGAAGAGGAAGUGGCAGACAGAAAUCGAGAACAAGAAGCGCCAACUGGAGGACGACAAGAGAGCUCUGCAGCACCUGAAGUCGAAGGCUCUGAGGGAGCGUUGGCUGCUGGACGGAGCGCCCUCUUCUGGACCGGAGCAGGACGACGUGAGGAGACAGCUGGAGCAGGACGAGACCCGGACCCUAACCCUGGAGGACAACAUACACAGGUUGGAGGAGGAGCUGCUCAGUCUGGAAACUGGAAGUGUGUGUCAGACCAUAAUACACACUGCUGUGUGUUCAGGAUCAGUUAAAGCUGUUGGGGUCAAAGGUCAGCCGGAGCGAGCAGCCACGACAGCGGCGGCUCAGAUCGCUCCAGCCUUUGCAGAGGUCAGAGUUCCUAAAAGCCCCCGCGUGAGCGCAGCGAGCGAGGAGAGCGAGGAGAUGAAGAGAGCGAUGUACUCUGUGGAGAUUAAAGUGGAGCGGGACAGGCUGACGGGGGAAACCCGGGUUCUGUCCACUAACACCACACUUCCUGUUGACUUCUCUCAGCGAGGGGUCAAAGUUUACGAGGACGAGAGGAAAGUGGUCCACGAGAUGAACGGAGAAGACGGCGUGCAGCUGCUCAGCGUCUCCGAGGUCGAGGAUCUCAUCCACAAAGCCGACGAGGCGUCUGUGAUGUCGCAGACUGUCGCCACUGUGACAUCUCUCCCGACAGCCGAGGCAGCAGCGACGGAGGAGCAGGCGAGCCCCGAGACUUCGCUGCCGGCAGAGAUCAGGGGGCUGCGGGCCGAGCCAGGUGGCGAGCGUGGCCUGGCAGAUGCCAGCGCCACGGCACCGCUCACCAUGGUGUUCAUGGGCUACCAGAGCGUGGAGGACGAGGACGAGACCAAGAAGGUGUUCGGUCUGGUCGGCACGGUGACGGCCGAGCGCGUGCUCAUCGACGACCAUGUCCCCAGUGAUGAAACAUCGCCGAGCGCCUCGCAGGAAGCUCCUCCUACGCACGCCACCAAGAAACCUACGGAAAUGGCCACAGCGCCGGUGGGCAACGGGGAGCCAGCGGACGAGGGAGUUAGGGAAGGGAAGGAAGAGAUGGAAGGGAAGGAAGGGAAGGACGGGAAGGACGGGAAGGAAAGGAAGGACGGGAAGGACGGGAAGGAAGGGAAGGAAGGGAAGGACGGGAAGGAAGGGAAGGAAGAGAAGGAAGGGAAGGAAGGAGUGGAGGAGGUGAAGGAGAAGAAGCCGUGUAAGUGCUGCAGCAUCAUGUGACUCGAGUCAGCGUUUUGAUGGUUUGCGACUUGUUAAAAACUAAAUGACGGGAGACUUGACUUGUGUAAAAUGUAACUUCACAUAUUCGACGUUUUACAACUUUUGUUCUUGAGGGACUUGUGUUUACUAAGGACUCGACUUGCUUGGGACUCGAGUGAAGCUGCUUCAAUUAUAAUCAUCUGAAAAACUAAAAGGACAGAAACUACAGGAACUAAGCUC
Messenger RNA from Sander lucioperca (pikeperch), 1615 nucleotides. It is a transcript of the gene palm1a, whose product is annotated as paralemmin 1a. Gene Ontology annotation, biological process: regulation of cell shape. NCBI's taxonomy places the organism in Eukaryota, Metazoa, Chordata, Actinopteri, Perciformes, Percidae. Bases 74 to 1396 code for a protein of 440 amino acids. Gene Ontology annotation, cellular component: membrane. The record is from RefSeq and is a predicted model, not a curated record. The transcript is spliced from 10 exons.